UCCAGAACGCCAAAACGAAGAAGAAAGAAAAAACAACUCCCAAGUCACGGCGAUUCUCUGUCAUCUCCCCCAACACUUUCCUCUACGUCGCCGGAGAAAUCCUGUCGACGGGUUUUGGAAGAUGGAUAUAAUCUCACAGUUGCAAGAGCAAGUGAAUACGAUUGCUGCUAUCACUUUCAAUGCUUUUGGGACACUCCAAAGGGAUGCACCUCCUGUCCAGCUUUCACCUAAUUAUCCUGAACCACCCGCUACAACUACGGCUGUUGAUGACGCUACGCCUUUUCCUGAGCAACCUAAGCAGCUCAGUGCCGGUUUAGUUAAGGCUGCUAAACAGUUUGAUGCUUUGGUUGCAGCUCUUCCUUUGUCAGAAGGAGGUGAAGAAGCUCAGCUCAAAAGAAUCGCUCAACUCCAGGUGGAAAAUGAUCUUGUUGGUCAAGAACUCCAAAAGCAACUAGAGGCUGCAGAGAAGGAGCUAAAGCAAGUCCAAGAGCUAUUUGGACAAGCUGCAGACAGUUGCCUGAACAUGAAGAAACCUGAAUGAAAUGCUUUUUUAUCUUGUGUCAAGCUGAUUAAGAAAGUAUAUGAUUUGGUUCAGAAACAGUCAUCUUUUAGGUUCAGAAGGAAUAUCAAUUCUGAUAUGGUUCACCAAAAAAUUGUUGCAGAAGCAAUUAAAAGAAUGUCAGUUAGCUCACAACAACAAAACCAUUAUUUUAACCUUACACUUCUUUCUAU
Messenger RNA from Arabidopsis lyrata subsp. lyrata, 732 nucleotides. RefSeq names its product mediator of RNA polymerase II transcription subunit 21. The transcript has 4 exons. The record is from RefSeq and is a predicted model, not a curated record. Gene Ontology annotation, molecular function: transcription coregulator activity. Gene Ontology annotation, cellular component: mediator complex. Gene Ontology annotation, biological process: regulation of transcription by RNA polymerase II. Bases 122 to 541 code for a protein of 139 amino acids. NCBI's taxonomy places the organism in Eukaryota, Viridiplantae, Streptophyta, Magnoliopsida, Brassicales, Brassicaceae.